Vigna umbellata (rice bean) is the source of this 838-nucleotide messenger RNA. NCBI's taxonomy places the organism in Eukaryota, Viridiplantae, Streptophyta, Magnoliopsida, Fabales, Fabaceae. The record is from RefSeq and is a predicted model, not a curated record.
UAUGUUAUACUCUAGUGUUUGCUACAUUAAAUUAAUCAGCCUUAGGUUAGUCUGUUAUAGUUUAAACUUUGUUGUUGGUUUCGUUUGCUGUUGUUUCCAAAUAUCUUAACUGAAGUAUAAAAAAAAUACAGGCUCUCAUGAAAAAUGCAACUGAUGCCAUGAAAGAAUCAAGGGCCCCUGACAUUUUAAAUCUGAUGGAGGCACUCUCCUAUAAAAAAAUGGAUUUCGAAGAGUUUUGCGCUGCUGCUAUCAGUGUAUACCAGCUGGAAGUUCAUCCAGAAUGGGAUAGAAUUGCCACAACGGCUUUUGAAUACUUUGAGGAGACAGGAAACCGAGUCAUUUCUGUUGAGGAGUUGGCUCAGGAGAUGAACUUGGGUCCUUCAGCUUAUUCUUUAAUGGGUGAUUGGAUCAGAAAAUCUGAUGGAAAACUCAGCUUGGUCGGAUAUACAAAGUUUUUGCAUGGUGUCACGAUGCGUAGUUCAAAUACAAGACACCGACAGCUAGUAUAACGAAAAGGGAGAUUCGAUUAUUAUUAUUGUUAUUAUAUUAUUAUUAUUGUUAUUAUUAUUAUUAUUAUUAUGGUAAUAUUUGUUGAAAUUAGUUUGUGUCUUUUUUCUUUCUAUAAUUUGAAUCGAAAGGAAAAUGGUACGAAGGGUCUAAGCAAUUUUUUGGGGGAUUUUGGGGAGUGGAUAAUGGAAAAAACAGAGCUAACAUUGUUUAGUUUGUCAUGUGAUUUGCGGUGCAAAGCAAAAAUCUCCUAUUUUACUUGUGAGCCAAAAGGCCACACUUGCUUUCUUGUAAGAUAUCGUGUGAAUAUUAAAGACGGAUCUAUUUGGAU